CGCAGCCUCUGGGGGGGGCACGAGGCAUGGUCGUCCGCAGAGAACCGCCCGAAGAUGAACUCGCGGAUCUCGGCAGACGCCUCGCCGAGAACCUGCCGGGCGGCGAAGGCUACGCCCAGACGAUGCGGGACGAGACGCGGCGCACCGCGGACGAGCUGCGCGCGAACCCGUCUCAGAUCCCCGCCGCGCUCGCGUCGACGUGCGACCUUGAACUCAACGCCCGCGACGUCUACGGCGACGGAGACCAGUCGCCGCUCGAAGAUUCGCUGGACGCGUCCAACCCGAGGAACGCGCAGCGCUUGAGAGACGUGUGGUGCACGGGCGGCGACCUGAAUCAGCUCCUCGCGACCGGUCGCGUGACAGCCUUCUUCAGGUACUGCUUCGCGGGCGACGCGAAGCUCGUCGGCGACUUCAUCGCCGCCGCGCGCGCGGACCCCGACCCCGACGCGCUUCGCAACCUCCUGGAACGACGCGAGUCGCAGAUGCACGUCUCGCCUCUCUUCGCCGUGGUGGCGGGCGCGCGGAUGCGCGUCAUCUUCGACGACCAAGUGGUCGACCGCGGGACCACGUCGAGUGCGCGCGUCUCCUCGUCUCCGCGGGCGCCAACGUAA
Messenger RNA from Micromonas pusilla CCMP1545, 611 nucleotides. RefSeq lists its product as uncharacterized. NCBI's taxonomy places the organism in Eukaryota, Viridiplantae, Chlorophyta, Mamiellophyceae, Mamiellales, Mamiellaceae. The coding region runs from base 27 to 611 and encodes 194 amino acids. The record is from RefSeq and is a predicted model, not a curated record. The transcript has a single exon.